This is a messenger RNA of Schizosaccharomyces japonicus yFS275, 2354 nucleotides long. RefSeq names its product apoptosis-inducing factor Aif1. NCBI's taxonomy places the organism in Eukaryota, Fungi, Ascomycota, Schizosaccharomycetes, Schizosaccharomycetales, Schizosaccharomycetaceae. The coding region runs from base 357 to 2060 and encodes 567 amino acids. The transcript is spliced from 2 exons. The record is from RefSeq and is a predicted model, not a curated record. Gene Ontology annotation, molecular function: oxidoreductase activity; 2 iron, 2 sulfur cluster binding.
CGGCCGACUAUAUAAGUCUCCUCGUGUGCCCUCUUUUGCUUGUUCACCUCGAGGAAUUGUUCACUGUGAGACGUCUGUUGGAAUUGCUUCGGUAGGAGAGGCGCUGGACUUCGUCACUGGGUUGUUUUUGCGCGUGUUCUAAUUCAUUCAUUAAUUUUCAACAAUUUUAAUUUCGCCAGAGACAGUUUUUCGGGAUUGUCGCUGGUCAUUCAUCCACUCGUUUUUAUUUUCUUUCGUACUUCAAUAUUCUUCGCAAUUUGAACAGGAAUUGUUUCCGGAGCGGCCUUCUUCCAGCUUUCGGGAAACGGUUUUUUGGUUUUUCUCGAGUCCCCAGUUUUCAGGUAUUCAAACCCGUCAUGACUCUGUACAAAUUGUCAUUCGACCCUGCUGCUGUAUCGCAGAAUGGGUCAAAAGUGGAGGCCAAGGUCGAAGGCACCUCGGCUUCUGUGCUGCUGUUGCGUCACAAAGACCAAUUUUACGCUACGAGCUCCAAGUGUAGUCAUUACGGUGCUCCUUUAGCCAACGGUUGUCUAAAUGGUAACGGUUCGAUUGUAUGUCCCUGGCACGGUGCUGCUUAUAACAUUGAGACUGGUGACAUUGAAGAUUCACCGGCACUCAAUGCCUUGCGCCGUUUUCCUGUUGUAGAAAAGGCGGCAGGCGAGCUUUGGAUUGAUGUACCGGACACUGAUGGUCAACAUGGACUCUCGCUUUUGACACCAGAAGGUUGUUGGAGAAACAGAGCAUCUGAAGUGUACAAAAAGCCUCCUGGGACUAGCACACCCACAAAACGCCAAGUCUGUAUCGUGGGCGGCGGACAAGGCGCAGCUGUUGCAAUUGAGGCAUUACGUGAAAAUGGUUAUACAGAUGCCAUUACCGUUUUCACAAAAGAAUCCGUGCUUCCUUAUGACCGGCCAAAGCUCUCCAAAUCCCUCAUGCAUGACAUGAACAAAAUCGGUCUCCAAAAAAGGGAACACUACGAAGCUUUGGAUAUCGUCUUCCACUUUUCCAGCGAGGUGAACAAAAUCGACGUGAAAAACAAAAUCAUUUACUAUGGAGAGCAAGGAGACGAACAGUCUUAUGACUAUGUAAUUUUAGCAACAGGAGGUGUCCCCCGUGCUCUCCCGAUAGAAGGAGCUGAUGCAAACAAUGUGUAUCUGUUACGUUCCCAACACGAUGCGGCUCGUCUUGCUGCCGCUACCACAGAACUCCCAGAGUCUGCUGGUAGAAAAAACAUUGUCAUCGUCGGCAGCAGUUUCAUUGGUUUGGAGCUUUCCGUUGUCUUGAAGGAUCACAAUCUCUCUGUCAUUGGCAUGGAAAGUGUACCGUUCGAAAAGGCCAUGGGUCGCGGCGUCGGCAAUGUCGUUCGUGCUUUGCACGAGGAGAACGGCGUGCGUUUUUACAUGAAUGCCGGUGUCUCUGAGUUUGAGCGCUCUGAUCCCACGAACGAAAAUGUUGAUGCUGUUAUUUUAAAGGACGGCACGAAGCUUCCUGCUGACAUCGUUAUCUUGGCCAUUGGUGUGAAACCCGAUCUUUCUUACUUAGGUGAUGCCGUGCCGCUGGAAUCGGAUGGCGGUAUUGCUGUAGAUGAGCAUUGUCGGGUUUUAGGUCUUGAAGACGCCGGUGUGUAUGCCGUUGGUGACAUUGCACACGCACCCUUUUCGAACUUGCCUGUUGAAAGAGGCGGAAAAACACGCACACGAAUUGAGCAUUGGGACGUGGCCGGCAAUCUUGCUCGCGUAGCUGCCAACCAUAUUGCUUUUGGAAAGACUUCAAGCUUUACUACAAAGUCUUUCACGCCUUUCUUCUGGACUGCACAAGGAAAACAAUUACGUUAUUGCGGCAAUACUUCUGCGGCUGGUUACGACGAUAUCGUUCUGCAAGGUUCUUUUGCCGACAAUAAGUUUACAUGCUUCUAUGCAAAGGGCGAAAAAAUUGUCGCUGUUGCUAGCAUGAUGACGGACCCGGCCGUCACUGCUAGUAGCCAACUUCUACUUAGUGGUAAAAUGCCUUCGAAGUCGGAACUGCAAGCUGGUCUUGACGUACGUACCAUUCCGUUGUAAGUAUGGACGACGAUAUACACUUCCCUCUAGGAGCAGUUAAUUGGGUCAAGCAAAAAACGGGUACGGUUUUACCCGCCGGGAACCCAUGACAUGACUUUAUGAAUGUUAUUGCUAUGCUAUAAUGGCUAUGAGUGACUGGUUACUCUCUACACAAAACAAGCAAAGCAAUGAAUAAGUAGUUUACAAAAUGUAUCUCUAUAUGUAAUAUAUAGCAAGUUUAAUUCUGUAGUACACCUGUUACGGCCGUCCAUCCCGCAAUUGAUUGUACAUUCAUUUUCAUUCUAGCUAUAAUCC